AUUUUUUGUAUAUAUAAUCAUAACUUUUUAAAUAAGGGAUUAGCGGACUAUUUAUUUAUUUAGAAAUGCUAUAUCCACUUACAUUUGUCCGGCUGUCGCCUGCAGUUUAAAUCGCCUCUCCAGCUCCGUAACCCGGGCAGGAUGCUCCAGAUUCCUCUGCCCCUGGACCGGGACCCCACUCUGUUCCGCCUGCGGUUCACCUCCUUCGCUGUCAUCACUGUCUGCUGCCCUCUCUUGGGGUUUGUGUCCUGCGUCAUUAUCUCUCUGCUCUUCCAUUUCAAGGAGACCACUGCCACACACUGUGGGGUCUCAAACUACCUCCCCUCUAUUAGCGCUGCCAUCGGCGGGGAGACGCCCCAGCGCUACAUCUGGCGUUUCUGUAUCGGCCUGCACUCUGCGCCCAGGUUCUUGGUGGCAGUGGCCUACUGGAAUCACUACCGCGUUCUUUCUGCCACACACCGCUACUACCAGCCACUGUGCCACCUCAACCUGCUGCUGAGUACCUUGGAAAACCUGGGGCUGAUGAUACUCACCUAUGUGUCCUCCAAUGAGAAUUACCUGGUCCAUAAAAAUGCCUUCGUCCUGUUCAUGUGUUCUGCUCUGUGCCACAUGUAUCUGACCUGCAAGCUGUGGCGACUGGCUAAGAAACACGUAAGUUCAGAGGAACUGACUUCCUAUCUCUGGAAGCAUCGCAUCUUCAUCUUCAACCUGAUGACCUUCAUCUCUGCCCUAUGUGUUUUUGUUCGGCAUAACGCCUACUGCGAACCCGGGGUGUACACAGUGUUCGCAUUCCUGGAGUACCUGGUGGUUCUGUCCAACAUGGCGUUUCACAUGACAGCAUACUGGGAUUUUGGGAACAAGGAACUGGUCAUAGGCACACCACUCGAGGACAAGCGAUUCUAAUGGUCCUGCCAGGGGCAUGGGGGAAUUGCAGACAACAGUAGCACAUUGACAUAAGUGGAUGCAAGGGCACAGGAAAGCCGCCAUUCACACUGACAAUCGGAGUGCUUGUUCACCCAGAGCCACUUUGAAAGGGCUCAAAAGAACUUAUGGGAAGGAUGCCAGUUCGACCAGACUGCCUGGGGGAGAAUGAGCAGGGCUUCUGAGUUUCUCUCUCCCCCUCUCUCUCUGGAUCUCUCUCCCCCUCUCUCUCUGGAUCUCUCUCAAGUAUUUCUUUUACAGAUUCUAUUUUUUUUGAGAUUCACACAACCAUUUAUUCUGAAGAUGCUCAAUGUAUCCCUUUAAUCCAAAAGGCAAAAAGGAAUAACGGUGAGAAUGUUGCUUUGUUGUCAGAAGGUACAGGAACUAGAAACAAUCCAAACAAUACACUAGACUUGAACAGCCGAGUAUUUCAGGAUGUGUUGGUGCUAAAAAAAAAAAAAAAAAAAAAAAAAAAAGAGGUUGUGAUUUAUUAUUUCAGUGAAUAAAACUGAAGAAAUAAUUAUUAGUGCCGUACAGGUUUAAAACGAAGUUGCAAAGUUAUUUUAUUUAAAAAAAUCUCUAUAAUGCUAAGUAUUUAGCGGAACUGUUAGAUACGGCUGAACUUCAAACAAAUGCAGUUUUGACCCCCUUAUCUGAAACGUUUAUGUUCCAGUGAUGGAAUUAGACUAUGUUAAAAGAGAAUGAGGAAGAUUUUUAUUCUAUUUUGAGUUUGGAUUUGUUGAUGACUGGUUUCUUUUACUGUAUAUAUUGAUUUUAUGAUGAAGGCGAUUAAAUAAAUAGGACUUUUUUUUUUAUGGUCCCUGUUUUUAAUAUGAAAUGCAAACUGAUGAUAAAUCCCCAUUGUUAACCCACCUGAACAAAAUUUCUGCCUUCAUUUGAAAUUUGUGUGUACUUUUAAAGCCACAGAUCUUCCUCUGACCUCCCAGUGGUAUUCACACAUGGACUGAGCAUUUGUAUCUCAGCCAGGGCUAUACUGUUUGUGAACCCAGCUCUGUUAAUAUAGAUAAAAUGUUUUUUCCUGUGGAUGUUAAUGAGUAAUGCUCAAACCACCAGAAUUUUGCAUAGGGGAAUUUUAUUAUUUUCCUGUGAUUAAAAUCACAGGGUACCUGUUGGGUAACUUUUAACAUCCUACCUGCACUACAGCAAGAAAUUCUCAGUUUCUGAGGGCUGUGUGAGGAUGGGUAAUUGUAAACAUAAUUUAUUUCUGAAUUUAUUUGUUUGUUAACAGACAUUUCUGAGCUGCUACUGUGUUUUUUGUAUCGGAUGGCAACACCUGGGUAUUGUUCUGAAAACAUUACCUGUAAGCAACAAAACUAAAAGUUGACUAAGAUACAAAUUGGUUUCGAUCCAGUGUGUAGGUCAUCUUACUUUUAUUUUGAUUGUAUGCAGAUAUCUUUUCAUGUUUAGAUGUUGAGUUUUGCCUUGUCUGUUUUUGUGAAUUGGUUACAGCAGGUUCACAAUGUAAAGUGAUUUAUGUGUAACAUUAUUACUGCUAAGUAUAUUUAAACAAAUGGUACUUGAAUUAAAUACAUAUCUUGUAUACACAUGAAUAUGUGGAAAUUUAAAUAUGCUUCCAGCAUCUCUGUCAUUAUCACAAACACACACACACACACAUAUAUAUAUAUAUAUAUAUGAAGUCUAUAUUUGCAUCCUGAGCCAUUUGAAAAAAAGGGAUAAUACCUCUAGAGGAAAAUAUACUUGAACUUUAAAAAAAAAAAAAAUUAAAGCUGGUACAUUCUCAGAGAAACUAAACGGAUAACAACAUAGAACAUCUGUACAGCACUGAAAAACACUAUUUUAAAAAAACACGAACUGUACUGCUGAACCUUGUCUUCUUUAAUAUUAGCAUCACAAGGGUAUCCAUGUAUUAUAAAAAAAAUAAUAGAUGGGCCUCUUCAGUGAGUUACAGGAAAACAAUUCCAUCUCGGGUUUCUGAGACAGUUUUUAUAAAUUACCCGACCUUUGGUCUCGUAAUUUAUGACAUCAGAAACCCUGGAUGAAAUUAUUUUCCUGUAACUCCCUGAAACCCCUAUAUAUAUAUAUAUAUAUAUAUAUAUAUAUAUAUAUAUAUAUAUAUAUAUAUAUAUAUAUAUAUAUAUAUAUAUAUAUAUAUAUAUAUAUAUAUAUACACAGAACAGAUCUGCUCUACAUAGUGUGGAUACUUCUGUCUCUAAUAUUCAUGCUGUGCAUUAAAUCCAUCAUUGGUUACAUUUACAAUGACAAGAGAGGUAGCAUGCUAUGGUUGUCACACUAUUACUCAGAAGAAGAAAAAAAAAUCCCUUGACAGUGGCCAUCUGGGUUUACAGCAGAUGUAGCAGGUCAUCAUCUGUUUGUUUGUUUUUUUGUAUUUAUUUUUAUUCAAUAUCUUCAAGGAUGGUUAAAUGUAAUUAUUUGUUAAAUGUUUCGAUUAAGAUUCCCUCACAGCACAAAAGGGACUACUUAAAGUGCUGGGUUAAAAAUUGUGGCAAUAUGUUACCCGUGCUACUAAAGCAACACAUUUUUUAACUAUGCAAGUUAAUAUGUGCUGUGUUUUUUGGUUACUCAGCAUUGUGACGAUCAGGAUCACUACACUGUAAAAUGUACUUAAUAAAAAAAUGUGUCUAGUAAUAAGAUGUAUGAUUUUGUUAAACUACAUUUUCAAAGAAAGACUAUAACUACUGUAUUUAUUGUAAGAGAACUAUUUUGUGUUCAAAUAUGUUUCAGCAGUAAAGAUUCGAUGCUGUGAUCUUUAGCUAAGAGUUUAUUGCUUGAUGUAAAUAGUCAGCUCAACUUAUUGCUGAGAUUUCAUUGAUUUAUAGACAAUCUGGAUCGAUGUACGCCUAUAUUGCAUUUACGAUACGUAUACAAAAUGUGCAGUAUAAACCCAUGAAGAUGUUUUGACUUUAUGCAGAGAUGUAUAAUUUGAAAUUCCUGCUGUAGCUCUGUGCCCUGUACCUGGUUGUGUUCUGUUUUUAUCCAGAGAUAAGGAAGUGUAUUUCUGUAUCGGUAAGGUGACAAUUCUUCGAUUUGUUCCUUGAAUUUGAUGCAUUUUGACCCAUGGAACAAUGUUAAUUGUACCAAACUCAUGCUGGCUUACCCCCUUCAGACAUUCCAUGCUUGGAACGCGCAUUUUCAAAAUCUAGAAAACUAUAGUACGAUAACAGUAUGAUGACAGCACGAAUCUAGAAAAAGAACAUUCCAUUCUGCGUACCAAAAGUCAUUACAAAUGUAGCCAUUGUCUGUCAAGAUACCAAGGCAAGUAUUUGCAACCGGCACCAUGCAAGGUGAAAGAGUGCUGUCUCCACAGCACGAAGAGGACUGAUUCCACUAUUUUAGACUAUUUAUACUAAGAAUUAUUUUAAAUAUUCUUAUUGGGAAAACAGUACAAUCUUAACAAUUCUUAAUGAGGAAAGUUGUUUUUGGCAGUGGAAUUUUAUUUGCCAUAUUAACAUUUUUUAAAUAUAUUUCUUUCAAUAAAUGGUAAAAUGAGAAAAAAAA
This is a messenger RNA of Acipenser ruthenus (sterlet), 4419 nucleotides long. Its product is annotated as post-GPI attachment to proteins factor 2. Gene Ontology annotation, biological process: GPI anchor biosynthetic process. Gene Ontology annotation, cellular component: endoplasmic reticulum membrane; Golgi membrane. Lineage: Eukaryota; Metazoa; Chordata; Actinopteri; Acipenseriformes; Acipenseridae. The record is from RefSeq and is a predicted model, not a curated record. The transcript is spliced from 6 exons. The coding region runs from base 142 to 903 and encodes 253 amino acids.